Messenger RNA from Rhizoctonia solani, 516 nucleotides. RefSeq lists its product as uncharacterized. Bases 1 to 516 code for a protein of 171 amino acids. The transcript has 4 exons. The record is from RefSeq and is a predicted model, not a curated record. Lineage: Eukaryota; Fungi; Basidiomycota; Agaricomycetes; Cantharellales; Ceratobasidiaceae.
AUGUAUCGUGUGCUUGUGGGCGGAGAUGAAGGUCCAAAGCGACCACCACUUCCGGCUUUAAUUACCACGGAACCGGACCAAAGCUUCUUGUCCAAACACUACGAGUCUCUGCAGAAAGAUCCAAAUCGCGAUCCACGUGCUGGUGUGGUUGGGCCGAUGGGUAGUAGUAGUUUCAGCCUUCCUUCGGUUGAAAAGGCCAUGAUGGAUAUGGACGGGGACGAUGUUAGUGCGAAACUGGCGAGGAUGGCCGGAGCUAGUAGCACUCGUAGAGCACAGAUGGCAUCUGCACUCACAAACCCACCCUCGAGCGGACUCAAUCAAGCUCCCAUCCCUCCACCCUUGACCCGAUCAGGUACAUCCAGUGGUUCUCAACAAAACGAACACCAGGUUCUGCAGAACUUUUUCCAGAGCUUACUCAACACUAGACGUGACAGCACACCUGCUGGAGGUGCAUCCGGUGCUACUACUACCAAUCCCGCGCCGGCGCCUGGAGAUACAUCGGGCUCUAGUUCUUAG